AUGAUAAGGACGAACAAUAUUGAUAAGAAAAAAAAAAGGAUUAACCAACUGGAUAAGAUGAAAAAUAAUGAUUCUUAUGAUGAUGAAUUAACAAAUUACACUUCUGAAAGUGAUGACGAAAUGGUUAGCAGUAAUGACAAAAGGGCCAGCAGCGAUGGCGAAAGGGACAGCAGCAAUGACGAAGGUGAUAGCAAAUCAGAAAAACAAAUACAAAUAUAUUUUACUACAAAUAUAAAAAAUGGAAAAUACAAAAUUGAAAAUACUACUUAUACCAUUCCAGUAAGUUUUAAAAGGAUAGAUUUAUCAAGAAUGGUAAAAAAGUUAUUGGAUAUAAAGGAAAAUAUUUCGUUUGAUUUUUUAAUAAAUCAGAAAAUUAUAAGAUCUUCGAUAGAAGAUUUUUUAAAAGAAAAUAAUAUUUUGUCAGAACAGGUUUUAGAGAUAGAAUAUACUAUCCCUAUAAGAAAAAGAGAAAGUACACAUAUUGAUAAAAUUUCUGAAUGGAUUUCUAAAAUGAUUACAAGUGAAAAUACGCUACAUUGUAGUAGUUUUGAAGGUAACAUAUUAUAUUAUGAUUUAAGAAAUAUGAAUAAAAUAUAUGAGAACCGAGUAAGUGAUAGUCCAAUAUUUGCCUAUAAUGUGUGUAAAAUAAAUAAUAGUAUACUUAAUGAUGAGCCACCAUAUCAUGAAUCUGUUGUAGGAUUGUCCAAUGGAACGAUAAGGGUAUUUUUAAAUGAAGAAGACAUUGAUAAAGGAAUUAGAACAAAAAAUGAUUUGUAUUUAGGAUAUCAUGAUGAUAUGAUUAAAUCGUUAGAAUUUAAUAAAGAUCAUUCAUUAAUAAUAAGUGGGGGAUGUGAUAAUAAAAUAAAUAUAUAUGACAAUAAAUAUAUCAUAGAGCAGUUAAAAAUUUAUAAAAAUCAAAAUACUAGUAAUAAAAGAAAAAUUAAAAAUGUUAUAGCACCUAAGAAAUGUAUACAUAAGGAACCCGGAAUAAUAACAGCAUUAAGCUUUUUUGAUAAUUCCAAAUUUUUGUCUACAGGAUUAGAAAAAAACAUAAAAAUAUAUGAUAUAAUUACAGGGAAUAUAUGUACUUCUUUUGCAUACAACAAAUCUGUAGUAUGUUGUGAUAUUCUAAACAAGAAUUUAUUUGUAACUGCUGAUGAACAAUCUAUUAUUAAAUUAUUUGAUAUAAGAUGUGUUCAAGAAAAGUCUGUUAUAUCUUUAAAUGAAAAUAAAUAUUAUUUCCACGAUAAAAUAAUAACAUCUUUGAGAGCAAACAGAAAUAGGAUUCAUUUUUUAUCAUCCUCACAUGAUGGUUAUAUAAAUAUAUAUGAUGUUAGGUUAAAUAAAUUACCAGUAUACACCAUAGAAAAUGAAGAUAAACGAAAAAUUCUUUCAUGCACAUGGUUUUAUAAAGAAGACAACAAUUUUGUCGUCAGUGCAGAUGAGAUUAAUUUAACUGUCCACAGAUUUUAG
Messenger RNA from Plasmodium malariae, 1473 nucleotides. It is a transcript of the gene YTM1, whose product is annotated as ribosome biogenesis protein YTM1, putative. Bases 1 to 1473 code for a protein of 490 amino acids. Gene Ontology annotation, molecular function: protein binding. The transcript has a single exon. The record is from RefSeq and is a predicted model, not a curated record. Gene Ontology annotation, cellular component: catalytic step 2 spliceosome. NCBI's taxonomy places the organism in Eukaryota, Apicomplexa, Aconoidasida, Haemosporida, Plasmodiidae. Gene Ontology annotation, biological process: mRNA splicing, via spliceosome.